Messenger RNA from Guillardia theta CCMP2712, 751 nucleotides. RefSeq lists its product as hypothetical. The transcript has 3 exons. Bases 18 to 689 code for a protein of 223 amino acids. The record is from RefSeq and is a predicted model, not a curated record. Gene Ontology annotation, biological process: glutathione metabolic process. Lineage: Eukaryota; Cryptophyceae; Pyrenomonadales; Geminigeraceae. Gene Ontology annotation, molecular function: glutathione transferase activity.
AACAGAAGAUCCCCUGCAUGGCGCCGUCCCUUCACCUGGUGUACUUCGACAUUGAGGGAGUGGCGGAGAAGGUUCGCCUCACGCUGCUCCUCGGAGGUGUUGCCUUCCAAGAUGAGCGCAUCAACUUCAAGGACUGGUCCGACCCAGCCGUCAAGCAGCGCGCCCCUUACGGCCAGCUUCCCUUCCUCACCGUCGAUGGUGGCGCUCCCAUCACGCAGAGCGAGGCAAUGCUCCGUUACGCAGGCAAGCUGACAAAGCUCUAUCCUGAAGAUUUCGAUAAGGCACUGAAGGUCGACGAGAUAGUCGGGCUGCAGGGAGACAUGGCUCGAGCGAUCGCUCCAUCCAUCUACGUCGGCAUGAGGCCACACGUCUAUGGGUACGCUGAAGACCUUCCGGAGGCGGAGAGGAAGGCGAUCCAAGGGCGGCUGAGGGAGACGCUGCUCAAAGACGACAUCCCACGCUUCUUGGGAUACUUUGAAGAGAAGCUGGUGCAAAACGGCACUGGCUUCUUCGUUGGGGACUGUGUUACCAUCGCUGACUGCGUGAUGCUUCCUCAACUUCGACAGCUCAAAUCCGGAAGGUUGGACGGGAUCCCGACCGACAUUGUCGAUGGCUACCCAAAGCUCUCUGAGUUCUACCGGAUGAUGAUGGACAUCCCGUGCAUCAGGAAUCACUACGAGAAGCACUGAUCGCGUGCUUGCUCCUCCUUCUGUUUGUCCGGCUCAUCUCUGACUGAAAGGAAUUUAUAGGA